AGACCCCUCAUUGUAAUGGAUCCAAGUUGAGAAAAAAUAAACUCCUACUUUGCAUUCUCUCUCUCUAAAACUUAUAUUAUUCUUUAUUCUCGGUGGUUUAUAGCCAUCAAAUUGGUGCUUUCAUUGAGAGCGAGAGGAACAUACUCGUAGGUUAAUUCCCGGAAGCGAGAAUGGUGCAAACAAGGAGCAACGUCCCUACCACAAGCCACGUCGGCGGCGAAGAGAACGCGCCGGCCAGCAGCAACGGCACGGGAGGCAUCGGCUCGACUCCUGACGCGGUCCAGGCGCUGUUCGGCCUGGGGGUGACCACGGAGCAGCUUCAGGCGGCCGUUGCGGCACUUUCCGCCAUGGGUGGAAACGUGCCCGGCGCCGGAUCUGGAAAAGCUCCGCCCGGUCCCCACGCCGAACACGCUGCCACUUCCCAACACAAGGGGAAGAAGACCCGGAGGAGUAGAAGGAGGGCCUGCAAGGCCCCGGCGAUUGAGGAGGUGAUCGUGGAGGACGUCCCGGAAGAAGAAGAGGAUGAAUCCAGCGAAGGCCGAGUGUCAGCCUUUAGACGCUUGGGAGGCGAAGAAACCCGGGUGUCGGCCUUCAACAGGCUCGACCGCAGACCGGAAGGUCACCUGGGCGACCUCCGCCGACAAAUAAACGAAGGUAGGCGGAGGCAUGCUGAGGAGUCUGCAACAUCGGAUGCUCGCUCGGCGAGGCCCGAGCGGAGCGGAGAGAGGCGGGACGAGCGCACCCAGCGUCGCCAUAGCCCGACGAGAACUGAGAAGAUGAAGGUCUCUGACCAAGGGGUAUCUCGGCUCGCUCGUGAGAUUGCCGAGCUCAAGCGCCGAGUGGAGACCAGAGAUCCCUACAGCCAGCCCAUCUUGCGGACGGUGACCCCGUUCACUCCGAGGGUCAUGUCGAUUCCACUACCGGCAAACUUUCGGCCGUGGCAGAUCAAGGCCUACAACGGAACGGUGGACCCCCAAGAUCAUUUGUCUAAGUUCUACGCUCCUAUGGAAGCGGCGGCAGCCCCGGACGAGGUCAAGUGCCGAUGCUUUCUCGCGACGCUGGAGGGCUACGCGUGCGAUUGGUUCAACCGGCUCCCGAAGGGAACCAUUGACGAUUGGGAUACGCUGGCGGAGAAGUUCUUGACGCAUUUCACGGCCAACCGAAGGCAGAGGCUACCUUACUCCCACCUGCUCAACAUAUGCAUCCGCAAGGGAGAAAAGGUCCGCGACUUCAUAGUCCGGUGGGAGAAGGAAGCCAGAGACGUGCACGGGGCGGAUGACCAAGCGUUGGUUGCCAUGUUCCAAGCAGCCCUUCCCCGCGGAGAGGUGAGGAAGGAGUUCGACGACGCCCCAGACCCUGAGGCCGCGCCAUCCAAGCGAGCUCCAGCGGACUCGGGAGAGACCGCGAAGAAGAGGAAGAAGAAGAAAGACUAUACCGCGGGCCCGAGGACGCCCUCGGCCGGAGUGUACUCCGUGGGCGUCCCCGUGGGGACGGGUCGAGAGCUUGCCCUCUCCCCGCUCCCCCACAAUGAAAUGCAGCGACUCAUCGCCCGAGGACCGCCUCGGCGAGACGAUGCGGCUACCCCCUCCCGGGGGCCGCCGGAAGGAAGAACUUGGAGGAAGUCGACUGAGCCAGUCGCAGUGGCGACGAAGGCAAGGAACCCCGAGAAGAGGCACAUCGGGCGGGAGUGCGACGAUCUAGACGAAGACGAAGCCCAAGGAUAUCCAGUGGGAUUUAUCCAUGGGGGAAACAUUGGCGGGGACUCCGUCGCUCAGAGGAAGAGGUGGAAGCACAUGGCCUUUGUCGCCAAGGUCCAUCAGGCGCCGGUGCCCAAGCUCGGAAGACGAGAGCAGAUCCAAUUCAUGGAGAAGGAUCUUCCGAACACGCCGAGUCCCCACCGGGAUGCCUUAGUCGUGAAGAUAGAGAUCAACGACGCCAUAGUACACCGCACCUUGGUGGACACGGGAAGCUCAGUCAACAUAAUGUAUGAGAAAACAUUCCAAGACCUCGGUUUGAACCGCAAGGACUUAAGGCCUGUGCGCACUCCUCUCUCCGGAUUCACGGGGGACUCCAUCGAGGCCGAGGGAGUUAUCGCCGUGCCCGUGAUAGUAGGGGAUGGUGCGCACAAGGCCAAGCUAAAGAUGGAGUUUAUGGUUGUGAGCAUCAACUGUGCGCAUAACAUGAUUCUGGGACGGCCCGGCCUUGAGGACUUGGAAUGUGUGAUCUCCCCGUACUACUUGUGCAUGAAGUUCCCCACUCCGUGCGGGAUCGGGGUGGCGAGGGGAGACCAGAAGUUAGCUCGAUCGUGCUACGUCCGUAUCACGAAGAAGUUACCAAGGGAUGAGACGCUGGUCGUGCAUGCGCAGGAGGAAAUGCGCAAGCUGGAAGCUCGGCCGAAGGUCGAGCCCGCCGAGGAAGUCGAGGAAGUGCCGCUCGACCCGCAGAUACCCGAGCGGAAGGUUAAGGUCGGGGCGAGCCUGACGACGAGCCAGCGGAGGCACUUGGUGGAAGUGCUCGCCGCCUACCGCGUGAUCUUCGCGUGGGGACCUGGGGAUAUGCCGGGGGUGGACCCCAAGAUCAUAUGCCACCGGUUGGCAGUCAACCCGGAGUCUAGGCCGGUGAAGCAGAAGAAGCGUUUCCUCUCGUCCGAGCGGAGGGAGUUUGUCUCCAAGGAAGUGACCACCCUCCAGAGCAUUGGGCAUAUCAGAGAAGUCAAGUACCCAGAAUGGAUGGCGAACCGGUUGACGCCCUACUUCCAAGCUCACCCGGUUCAAGUGCUCUCCCAGCAGCCCAUAGGUGCGUUGCUCAGGAGUCCGAACGCGCCCUCUCGCAUGUCCAAGUGGGCGGUGUUCCUUGGAGCCUUCCUGAUCGAGUUCAAGCCAAGGCCAGCAAUCAAAGGCCAAGCGCUGGCUGACUUCGUGGUAGAAUGCACCGCUCGAGAAGAGCCGAGCGCGGAACUUGAAAUCAACGAUUGGUGGACAGUUUUUACCGACAGCUCCUCCGCCGCCAAAAACUCGGGGGGUGGAGUGGUAGUCAUCGCUCCCGAAGGCUUCAGAGCAUAUUACUCAGUCCGAUUCGGCUUCAAGGCAUCAAAUAAUGAGGCGGAAUAUGAAGCGCUCUUGUGCGGGUUACGUCUGGCAGCCGGGAUGAACGCGACAAAGCUAAGGAUAAAGUGUGAUUCGAAGUUGGUUGUUGGCCAUGUGUCGGGAGAGUUCGAGGCGAAGGACGAAAGAAUGAAGAAAUACAGAGAUACGGCUCUAGAACUACUUAAAAGCUUCACCGCGUAUAGUGUCGAGCAGAUCCCUCAGGCGGAGAACGUCGAGGCGGAUAUCUUGUCGAAGCUGAGCUCAGACACGCCCGAGCACAUCAGGCGAAUGGCGAAUGUGGAAGAGCUGUCCGAGCCGAGCAUCCAUGCCUUCCCCGUGGCAAUGAUCUGUGCUCAGCCAAGAAAUUGGACGGACGACAUAGUAGCCUUCCUGAAGGAUGGCACCCUCCCAAACGAGUCGAUGAAGGCCAAGUUGGUCCGGACAAGGGCACCGGGGUAUACCUUGGAAGGCGAGAAGCUAUACAAGCGAGCAUACAACGGGACGCUACUCAAGUGCCUCCGACCGGCCGAAGCGAAACAAGUCUUGGGGGAGAACGCAGCGGUGCUGUCAUCUUUGUGUGAGGUCGCCGGAGCUAGCCACAAUCCUCGCCGGAAGUUUCGCCGGAAAAUCUUCAAAACCUCCAUUAAGCUUCAAGGUAAGCCCGUUGAUAUAUCUAGUGACUAGAAUGUUCGUAUAGAUCGUUUCUACGUUCAUAAACGGUCGUUUGGUUGAGUUUUGUGUUUGACAUGUUUGAAGAACCAAGAAUCAUAAACUUUGAAUUUGAUG
Cuscuta campestris is the source of this 3872-nucleotide messenger RNA. The record is from the annotation of a GenBank genome assembly. NCBI's taxonomy places the organism in Eukaryota, Viridiplantae, Streptophyta, Magnoliopsida, Solanales, Convolvulaceae.